Molecule: messenger RNA, 1983 nt
Organism: Spirodela intermedia
Lineage: Eukaryota; Viridiplantae; Streptophyta; Magnoliopsida; Alismatales; Araceae
Source: the annotation of a GenBank genome assembly
AUGGGGCUGCUGUCGCAGCGGGUGGAGAAGACGGAGAUCAAGGCCGGCCACCACAUCUACACCUGGCGGGCCAUCUACACCUACUCCCACCACGGUAAGAAGAGCUAUGGAGGGCCGCCCUUGCCGGCUCCCUCCCUCUACCUGCUCUUCCUCUUCGUCAGCGUCGCAGAAUGCGCGCCGAUUCUCCGCAACUCGCCUUCGUUCCUCGCGUUCUUGAAUGCUCGCCCGUGGAUCUGAUCGACAUCAAAUCUCUCACCUCCCCGUCUUCGCCGGAUUCCUCGGCGGUCGAUGACGCUUCGGCGUGGGUUUGAGUCCUUGGGCCGUCAACCGGCGCUGUGGAGGAGAGGACUAGAGCUGCCCUGUCUUCCCCAGCGGGACAUUGAUUCUUCGUGGCCAUCAAUCUCACCUGGCAUGUCUUCUUCAUUCAUGAUUUUCUUCUCCGACCCACAGGCAUCGUCAGUUGGGAAUGAGAAUCAAUUGGCCACCGGAGGAUGAGGAGCUGCUGCCAAUCCUGCCAGGAUCGGCAUCGAUUUUUAUCUCCCACUUCUUCUGACCGAACUCUGUUCUUUGUUGGGUUCUCAUGAAUGAGCUUGCCGAUGUUGAAAGACUGGAAAACUGACCAGAAUUCUCGAGAUCUUUCUUCUUCGGGGAUGGUCUUGAGCAGUCGGUGAUCUCCAUCCUAGUGUGAAUUCCCUUCUUCAUACGGUAAUCACAUGAGGAUUCCUCCGAGAACCGCACACCAGAGGAUCUCGCUUUGUAGGGUCCGUGGUAGAAGUGAACUCCCUCCCUGUUUCUGUACGCAGAUAUCAGAGGAAAUCUCUGGAGGAAUAUCCUUGCCAAAGGACCCAGACCCACCAUAAUCUUUUCUUCAUUUUUCUUGCUAAUUAGAGUUUGUUGCUCCAAGCAUGUUUCUGAGAAAAAUCAUUUAUUUUUUACACCUCAGUCUGGUUAAUAAAUAACAACAUUACCUGCAUAGUGGAGUCUCACAUAAUAAAUUAAAACAUCCCACCAUAGAGUACUUUUAGCCCAGUUUUUUUUUAACCUCUUCCCUUUUUUUUCUUCUUUUACUGAUCUUGAUGCUGUUCUUGAGCAUGAAUUUUUAUUUUGACUUUUGUUUUUUUUUUGUUUCUGAGAUUUCAUCAUGACAUGACCCCGUAUGAAGUGGCAUAUUCUCAUAAUACCCAUAUGGAAAAUGAUAAAAUUAAGCAACGAACAUAGAUAGUUCCAUGAACAAAAAUCUGUCCACCAUUCAAUGCUUCUAGUAGAGGGAAAAAAAAGGGAAAGAAAAACCUGGCCUUUGAUUUGCAAUUUGCAAUAGCAUUUUCUGAAUGAAGAAAGAAAGAAUUAUGAAACCCUGCAGGAAUCUACGUGGGAGGGAACAAAGUGGUGCACUUCACCUCCAACAGGCCCGUGUCGAGCUCCGCCACCUGCCCGACGUUCCCUGACUGCGGCUUCAAGCAGCCAGGCAGCAGCGUGGUGCUCACAUGCCUGGACUGCUUCCUCGGCAACGGCCUCCUGCACUGCUUCGAAUAUGGUGUCGCCCCCUCAGCCUUCUUCACCAAGCUCAGGGGCGGGACCUGCACAACGGCUGCCGCCGACCCACCUGAAGCGGCCAUCCACCGGGCCAUGUACCUUCUCCGGAUCGGCUUCGGCAGCUAUGAUAUCUUCAAGAACAACUGCGAGGAUUUUGCAAUCUACUGCAAGACAGGUCUCCUCACACUUGACAAGGCUGGCCCGGGGAAGAGUGGGCAGGCCUCGGCCUUACUCAAUUUCCCACUGGCGGCUGCUCUUUCCUCCCCUCUCCAGCUGGUCAUGGCGAGCCCCGCUGGUGUGGCCGUGGCCGCUGCCGGUGUGUACUGCGCCGGCCGGUACAUGACCGACGUGGGGGUCAGGAGGGACGUCAUCAAGAUCUCUGUGGAGGAGCUGGGUGCCAACCUUGGCCCGCCUGUGGAACAUGGGGUGAAUCAGGAGGAGUCUCAGUGA